Vicia villosa (hairy vetch) is the source of this 1812-nucleotide messenger RNA. RefSeq names its product aspartyl protease family protein At5g10770-like. The transcript has 3 exons. Lineage: Eukaryota; Viridiplantae; Streptophyta; Magnoliopsida; Fabales; Fabaceae. Gene Ontology annotation, biological process: proteolysis. Gene Ontology annotation, molecular function: aspartic-type endopeptidase activity. The coding region runs from base 35 to 1498 and encodes 487 amino acids. The record is from RefSeq and is a predicted model, not a curated record.
GGCUAGGAGUGUAAUCAAAAGCCCUCUUCUUUGCAUGGCUUUCCAAAGGUCUCAGUUUUUCUUAGUUUCCAUUGCUGUUGUUCUCUUUUUCUUUUUUUUCCUGCAUAAUAGUUUUGCCAUUGAAACAACAUGGGAGGAGAAACACCAUCUUGUUCAAACUAGCUCUCUCUUACCAUCAUCUUCUUGUAGUUCAUCUAUCGAAGGUCCAAAAAGAAAAGCAUCAUUAGAUGUAAUACACAAACAUGGUCCAUGUUCCCAACUGAAUAGCAAUGGAAAAGCAAAUUCUGUUGAAACACUUAGUGAUAUUCUAAAUCAUGACAAAGAAAGGAUAAACUAUAUUCACUCAAAGUUGUCAUCAUCAUCAUCAUCCAGUAAUAAUAACAACAAAAUGAAGGAAAUAGAAUUGGAUUUUUCUUCAGCUAAUUUACCUGCAAAAUCUGGUGACCUUAUUGGAUCAGGAAAUUACUAUGUUGUCCUUGGACUUGGUACUCCUAAAAAGGAUUUAUCACUUGCUUUUGACACUGGUAGUGAUCUCACUUGGACUCAAUGUCAACCUUGUGCUGUUUCUUGUUACAAUCAAACAGAAGAAAUAUUUGAUCCAUCAAAAUCUACUACUUAUUCCAAUAUCACAUGUACAUCUCCAGAUUGCACUCAACUUCUUUCAGCUACAGGAAUCAAACCUGGUUGUUCUAAGUCAACACAAUCAUGCAUAUAUGGGAUCCAAUAUGGCGAUCGAUCUUUCUCCGUCGGAUACUUCAGCCACGAACAACUAACUAUUACGCCAACGGACACAGUUGACAAUUUCUUAUUCGGUUGCGGUCAAGACAACGAAGGCCUAUUUAACGGUAUUGCCGGUCUCUUAGGUCUUGGUCGUGACCCAAUCUCUUUUGUCCAACAAACCUCUCAGAAAUACGAUAAAACUUUCUCUUAUUGUCUUCCUUCUACUUCUAGCGAGGUUGGCCACCUCACAUUCGGUACCACGGAUAAUAAUCACGUAAGUUACACUCAAUCCCCCACUCAUUCUAAUGGAAAUUCCUUCUACUAUCUCGACAUUGUUGGAAUCAGCGUUGGUGGAACGCAACUUCCUAUCUCAUCUUCUCUUUUUUCCUCCGGUGGUGCCAUUAUCGACUCUGGCACGGUCAUUACGCGGUUGCCACCAACCGUCUAUGCCAGCCUGCGUGAUUCCUUUAAGGAAGGCAUGUCGAAAUAUCCUAAUGCUUCAGCUUUUUCAAUUUUGGAUACAUGCUAUGAUCUUAGUGGGACCGAGGUUGUGUCUAUUCCCAAGGUUAAUUUUUUAUUAGGUGGUGGUGUCACAGUGGAGCUCGUUGGUUCGGGGAUACUUUAUGUCGUGAGUUUGAAGCAAGUUUGCUUAGCGUUUGCUGCGAAUGGUGCUGAUAGUGAUCUUACUAUCUUUGGGAAUGUGCAACAAAGAACAAUAGAGGUUGUUUAUGAUGUUGGUGGUGGUAGGAUUGGGUUUGGUUCAAAUGGUUGCGAGUGAAGUUUGUUUUGAAUAUUUUGAUGAAUGUGUCAUUCUUAUUAAUGUUAUUGCAUACUAGCACUAAAUAAUUAGGUGGAGGUUGGAAUAGAAAGAAAAAGAAAUGGGAGGAAAUGUGGACAAAUUUGUGUUAUAUAGUGGUUGAAGAGAACUUUGUUGGAAAUGUAUAAUGUAUAGAGAUCAAAGGGUAUUAUUGAUUUCUGAUUGUUGGCAAUUGUUCAUAGAUGUGUGUAGUUUGAAACAAAUGUAAGCUUGUUUCCGAUAUUAAUGGUUUGUUAAAUACAACAAGAACUUCUUGUUAUAAAUUACUCCCUCCG